Messenger RNA from Clonostachys solani, 915 nucleotides. The record is from the annotation of a GenBank genome assembly. Lineage: Eukaryota; Fungi; Ascomycota; Sordariomycetes; Hypocreales; Bionectriaceae.
AUGUCAUUGUUUUAUCCGCUGCUGUAUUCGGUCCUGUUCGCAUUCUACUGGAUUAAUCACCGUAUCUCUCGCCCCCAAUUACCGAACAUUCCGCUUCGACCAGGGCAGGGCAGCACACUGAAGAAUUUGGCGACAUCGACCCGAGCCAUCACUACAAAGCCUGAACAUCCGGUGCUUAGCAAAAAUGACUUCAAGAACUUUCCCCUUGUCUCGCGAGAAAGCAUAUCGCGCAAUGUCUCCAUAUUUCGCUUCGGCCUCCCUAGGCCUACGGAUGUCUUGGGACUUCCUCCUGGCCAGCACAUAGCAUUGGCCUUUGACGACGGGGGCAAGACCCUCUCAAGGUCAUACACGCCAAUGUCGACCGACCAUGACCGCGGGCAUUUUGAUGUUCUUGUUAAAUUGUAUCCGGAAGGCAAAAUGUCCUGCUUCUUGGACAAGAUGAAGAUCGGGGAUGAGAUUCGAGUACGAGGGCCCAAAGGGGCUAUGACGUACAAGGCCGGAUAUUGCGAUCGUAUAGGCAUGAUUGCUGGAGGCUCUGGAAUCACCCCAAUGUUACAAAUUAUCAAGGCCGCCAGAAUGUGGCGGGGCAGACACCACGCUGAUAGACCUGAUUUUGCUAAUACAACCGAGGAGGACAUAAUCCUCAAGAAGGCGAUUGAUAGGAUCGCUGAAGAUGAUCAGGGGAUCAAUGUCCAUUACGUCCUGAGUCAACCACCCAAGAUGUGGGCAGGGUCUUCUGGCCGUGUGAACUUGGACAUGAUCAAAGCCAAACUACCACCGCCAGCACCACGGACCAAGAUCAUGUUGUGCGGGCCGCCUGCAAUGGUUACAUCCAUGACAGCCAUACUAGCUUCCCUAAAUUACGAGAGAGCAAGGCCUGCUAGUAAGAAGGACGAUCAAGUAUUUUGCUUCUAA